AAUGAAUGAUUCUGUGGGUUUAAAACAUUGUAUUCAAAGAGGUUAUUUAGAUGAGACUUUGCAUAAUUGAAUGCACGAGAGGCAUCAAGUGGGAGCUUGACACUAAAAUAGCAACCUAAGUUCAGCAUGUGACUGCUCAUUUUACCUUCCCAAAAAGACUUCACCCUCUCUCCAUGGGACAGCAGCGGCCGCUAAAAAUAGAGCAUGACAAGGCAGAGGAAGAAAAACUCUGAAUAGAUCCUGAAGACCAGAAAGAGUUAGGAAGCAGCAAUGCACUCCUUGCAGUUCAGGAGUGCCGAGGUCUUGGUGACCAAUGCACAGCUUGUCAGAGAGAACCUGGGCAGCCUUGCACACAACCUUUUCCCUCUCCUUUUUAAAGCAAGUUACUUGCAGGAGCAGGGCGAAGUGAUUCAUGACCUGGUGCAAAACUGGCCGCUGCCUGAACUUAAUCUCGGGAGGCUGUUGGGGAAGACGACAGACCACCAGGAAGACAUCAGCAACAGAGCCUGCUCGGUGUGCUUGGCCAGCUGCCUGACUGGCCUGAGAGACUAUGUGUUGAACUGUUCAUCUCCUUAUGCAAAGAGACUCAAAAGGGUAGACUUAACAGGCAUACAAGAUGUUGAAUUUCAGCUGUGCAGAUGUAGGAAGACAAUGGGACGAUGGGCCAGGACAGAGCUCCUCUCCAAAAUCUGCUACGACUUGCUUGUUGACAUGGGCAGGCUGUCGCUCGGUCCAGAUGUGUUUGAGAUUUCCGUUGAUGUCUUCAUGGACAUCUUUGUUACAGAGCGAAGCUAUGAGCUGGUGGUCCAGACCUUGCUCAUGAGAUGCCACUGCCCCCUGAAAAUCCGUUGCGCGGCAGUCAGAGUGGACAACCUUGCCCUCAGGAAGCUCUUCUACCUUGUAAAGCUUACUGAGCCCUCUUCGCUGGGCAGAUUUGAAGUCAUCCACAAUGUUCGGAUGGAAAUGGAACAUUUCCUGGUGCUGCUGAAUAAUGUCCAGUUUCCUCAGCUGACUUCUCUCACGCUCCCAGCAAGGACCUUUGAUGUGAGAAAGUUCACAUCGGAAGAUGAAGCCACUCUGGCAAGAGUCGGAGAUAAGCUGAGCCAGAUGACUCGGCUGACUGAGCUGAGCCUGGCAUUUUCCACCCUCACAGGAAGGAUCCGUAAACUGCUCAGCCCGCUGAAAUCCCCACUGAAAAUGUUGGAUGUUUCUAACUGCUCCUUAAACCAUGUAGACAUGGCCUAUUUGGCCAACAGCCUCCAUUCCAAUCACCUCGAAGCUCUUGAUAUCAGUGGGCAUGAUGUGGCUGACUUGUACCCUUCUACCUUCUUCAAGCUGCUGAACCAUUCAUCCCACACACUUAAGAGUCUCACCCUUGAGGAAUGCAACAUCCAGGACACUCAUUUGAACAUGCUGAUUUUGGGGUUGGUCCCCUGCCGGAAGCUAGAGGAGUUCAAGUUCCUUGGAAAUCCGCUCUCUUCACGUGCUUUGAAAUGCCUUUUCAGCGUUCUCACCGAUUUCCCCAGACUGAAAUACAUUGAAUUCCCAGUUCCGAAAGACUGCUAUGCAAGUGACAUCAGUUACCCGAUUGCUGAAGCUGAUCUUUCGAAAUUUGAUCAUCAGAAAUAUGAGCGCAUAGCAGAGGAGCUCAACAUGAUUUUGUUGCAGGCAAAGCGGGAUGACAUCAAAGCCUCGACGCCCAUCUUUGGAGCGUAUGAUGCAGCGUUACAAGAAACGGGUAAUGAACUAGGAGCAGCCUUGUUGCAGUCUUUCAGGGAAACCCUUCAGAGCUUCAACAUGGCUCUUCAAAAAAUGAGCUGAAAUAUGAACCAGAAGUAUUGUUUGAAUUCAUUCAUCAAACCCAAGCAUCAACAUAUUGGAAUUGUUUAGAUAGCACAUGCUGCUGGGUUUGAUAUCACGUUUUAUAUCACCUGAUUUUGGAAGUUUGUUCUCUGAAAUUUCAUCCUGUUCGGUCACUAUCUUAAGGAUAUUGUCCCAUACACCCUCCUCCCGUUUUUAAACAGUAGCAAUCCAUUUUUUAAACAAAGGACAACAAAGUCCAUCACACAAUGCAAGGAGACUUCCUGUCUCCAUCCGUUUUUUUAAUCAUGUCAGAAGUGAUUUGAGAACAUACUGCAAGUUGCUUCUGGUGUGAGAGAAUUGGCCGUCUACAAAGACAUUGCCCAGGGGAUGCCCGAAUGUGUUACCAUCCUUCUGGGAGGCUUCUCUCAUGUCCCUGCAAGCUAGAGCUAACAGAGGGGAGCUCAUCCCAUUUCACAGAUUCAAACCGGUCGCCUCUAGCACAACAUAAGAACAGAGGAGUUCCAGACAUGAAUCAACCAGGGGCAGCUAACAACUCUGAACAAAGGAUGCCCCCAUGCAGGAAGAAGCCAGGAGAUGAAACUAUUCAAUGCUAAUUAAGGUGAUUAACUACAACAUUCACACUGGCCUCCAACUGACAAGAGUUCUUCUCUCACCCUGGACUUUCCACAGACUUUCCACAAACCUUCCUUGCUUAGUUUCUCCAUACCUCACAACCUCUGAGGAUGCCUGCCAUAGAUGUGGGCGAAACGUCAGGAGAGAAUACUUCUGGAACAAGGCCAUACAGCCUGGAACACAUACAACAACCCUGCCUAGCGAUUAGUCAUCUUUUUCCACUGGCAAAGGAGGCUGGAAGUGUUACAAUGAAGUUUUGUAUUUCAGCUCCCAGCAAAUAUAGCAAGAGUGAAAUUAAUGUGUUGUCAAAGGCUGUCAUGGCUGGAAUCAUUGAGUAUCUGUGAGUUUUCUGGGCUGUAUGGCCUUGUUCCAAAAGCAUUCUCUCCUGACGUUUCGUCCACAUCUAUAGCAGGCAUAGAUGUGGAUGAAAACUCACAGCAACCCAGUGAAAUUAUUUUCGGAUCACCUGGUGAGAUCCAUUUGUGAGUAUGCCAACCAUCUUCAUUACAUCUCAAGACAAGUUGCACACUAUAAGGCCUGGUUCUCUUCACUAUCAUCAGCCUGCUUUUUAUAGUAGAGAUCUGUAGAUCUCAAAAGGUUGCAUAGAUUUCGGUACUAUUCUGGUUGGCCUAAUAAAGGCGUUUUCAUAAUAUGGUUUCUUUGUAUCUACAGUACAUACAGCUAACUCUGCUUUGAUGAAUGGAGCUCUUGGGGGGGAGGUCUCUCAUAGAUGGAGUUGCUGUGGGUUGAAAGUUUUGUCAAGUAAAAAAAUUGCUUCAACUUGUCACAUUAAUGUCGCACAUAGUGUUAAAAAUAAAAUGAGAGUGGCUGUCGUACCCCAGCCACCUUUGGUUUCUGAACCUGAUCCAGAAAUGAACUUUGACCAGGAUGAAGCUUAUUCUGACCUUUUGCCCAGUUCUCCGAGCUCCUUUCAGUUACAGCUGCCGGCUGUUGAUAGUUCAGAUACUUCCUUAAUUGGGAGAGAUACUGGAGAUGUUACUACCGUGGCUGAACCAGAUGUCCAGAGUUUCCCAGAGAACGUGCCCUUCAACCGAAAGGAGUUUUUGCAUCGCCAGAGAUCAGAAAAACAAGGGCUUAGAAGGAGUAACCACUUGGCAUCUCGAGGGGAUUGUGGAUAAGAAAAUUCCCUUGGGAACCUUUGGGGAGUUUGGUCUCCCUUCGUUGGGAUCGGAUCUUCGUUCCAUAAAAGUGCCUUGCACUGCAGACAAUUUGCGGUGUCAACAUUUUCCUGAGAACACUUCACCAACUCCAGUUCCCUGAUUUCACCAAGCCAAGCCUCCUGUUUCUGGCGGCCAAGCCGAGCCGCGACUCCCGAUUUAAACCGGAGUAAAUUCACUUCCUUGCCUUGUUCCUGAAUCAAGUUUGAUCUUCGCUUCGUCUUGUUCCUGCUUUGAUAUCCAUGAUCUCCUAGUGACUGGGGACCUUGUUAUUCAGCCUUGCUUCCUUGUUGUUCCCCGCUCAAACUUCCCAACGUGUUUCAGUUUUGGACUUUGGACAAUAAUAUUGGACAUUUUCCUUCAUCUUUUUGGACUUAUUCAUACCUUUUCACAAAGGACUAUUUCCCACUCAUCCAUUCUGCUUAUGCAUUCCUGAAUUUAUAUUUGCUUUAAUAAAGAUAUUAUAUGAUUA
Anolis carolinensis (green anole) is the source of this 4086-nucleotide messenger RNA. Its product is annotated as leucine-rich repeat-containing protein 14B. NCBI's taxonomy places the organism in Eukaryota, Metazoa, Chordata, Lepidosauria, Squamata, Anolidae. The record is from RefSeq and is a predicted model, not a curated record. Gene Ontology annotation, cellular component: cytoplasm. Bases 271 to 1821 code for a protein of 516 amino acids. The transcript has 2 exons.